Penicillium griseofulvum is the source of this 393-nucleotide messenger RNA. Its product is annotated as 40S ribosomal protein uS8. Gene Ontology annotation, biological process: translation. Gene Ontology annotation, molecular function: structural constituent of ribosome. The record is from RefSeq and is a predicted model, not a curated record. Bases 1 to 393 code for a protein of 130 amino acids. The transcript has 3 exons. Gene Ontology annotation, cellular component: cytosolic small ribosomal subunit; ribosome. NCBI's taxonomy places the organism in Eukaryota, Fungi, Ascomycota, Eurotiomycetes, Eurotiales, Aspergillaceae.
AUGGUCAAGACCUCCGUCCUCAACGAUGCGCUUAACGCCAUGAACAACGCCGAGAAGGCUGGCAAGCGCCAGGUCCUCAUCCGUCCUUCCUCCAAGGUCAUCGUCAAGUUCCUUGCUGUCAUGCAGAAGCACGGUUACAUUGGCGAGUUCGAGGAGGUCGAUGACCACCGCUCCGGCAAGAUCGUUAUCCAGCUUAACGGCCGUCUCAACAAGUGUGGUGUCAUCAACCCCCGCUACCCCGUCCAGCUCCGUGACCUCGAGAAGUGGGCUACCCAGCUCCUUCCUUCCCGUCAGUUCGGUUACGUUGUCCUGACCACCUCCGCCGGUAUCAUGGACCACGAGGAGGCUCGCCGCAAGCACGUUGCUGGCAAGCUCCUCGGUUUCUUCUACUAG